This is a messenger RNA of Patella vulgata (common limpet), 3419 nucleotides long. Its product is annotated as transforming growth factor-beta-induced protein ig-h3. The record is from RefSeq and is a predicted model, not a curated record. Gene Ontology annotation, biological process: cell adhesion; extracellular matrix organization. Bases 291 to 2252 code for a protein of 653 amino acids. Lineage: Eukaryota; Metazoa; Mollusca; Gastropoda; Patellidae. Gene Ontology annotation, cellular component: extracellular matrix. The transcript is spliced from 14 exons. Gene Ontology annotation, molecular function: cell adhesion molecule binding.
CCGAGUUAUCAUCGCUAAUAGAACUCUAUAUAUUCAUCUACUGAAUAUCGUAUUGUGUUAGACUACCCCUAUAUUUACCAGCACACGUUUUGCUGGUGAUACCAUAAUUAGUAUCUAUACGUUAUAUUGGUGCGGACGUGCAAUGAUUGAUAAGUGGACAGUGAUAAUCAGUAGCAGACGACAUAUAAAACAUCGACAAAUGUAAAGGAACACGUGGAAUUACCGUAUUGUUUUAUGUAGGUUCUUUUAUCAACAAUUUCAAGUCUGUGAUAUCGUGCUUCCUGUAAAUAAUGAAGUCGGCCAUCUUGUUUAUAUUUAUCAUCUAUAUAUACCAACAUUCCAUCGAAGGAUCACUUCCGGCCCAUCUCCGCCGAUAUGCUAGAGGACCCAAUAUAUGUGUUAUCCAGACUGUCCCUGGUACAAAAGACAGAUUUUUUUCACAGUGUAUAAACAGACAUCUUAGAACUAUAUGUGAACGACCAACGAGAACAGAAUUUGAAUGUUGUUCUGGUUUUAAAAAGGUAGCGAGAACACAGGGUUGUACCGGAAUUAAACCAUUAGUAAAUUUAGUUGAUACCGUAAAUGGAUUAGAGUUAGACGGGUUUACUAAUGUCAUUGGUCAGUCUGGAGUAGAAAACCAACUAGCCAAUCAAGGAGCCUAUACCAUAUUUGCUCCUUCAGAGGACGCCAUUCAGCAAUUGUCGGAUGAGGAAAGGCAGGAUCUUUUGUCGAGAUCUGACGAAGGCACACCGAAUGUUUUCUAUCACGUGGCACCUGGUCGUCUGAACUUCUCCAGCUUCAGGAAGAAUACUGACUACAAUACACUAUUUGAAAAUAAUAAAAUACGUAUUAAUAAAUACUCUUAUGGGGUAGCCACAGCCAAUUGUGCUAGGAUAACCAAACCUAAUGAAAUGGCGACCAAUGGAAUCGUACACAUCAUAGACAAGGUUCUUGAUCCGAAAGACAUGCAGAAAUCUGUUGCCGAGAAAAUCUAUUCUGAUGAUCAGUUCUCUCAGUUUCAACUGGCCAUAUUAGCUGCUAAAAUGGUGAAUACACUGAGAUCUGCUAAUGCUCUUCUUACUGUGUUCGCACCCACCAACAACGCAUUCGCUAAACUUCCAAAUGAUCUUUUGGAUAGAAUUUUAACAGACGAGGAAACCGCUAAAAAGGUUGUUGAUCAUCAUGUAGUGAAGGGAGUAUAUUGUAGUGAUUCAGUAAUUAUCGCCCUUGGUUUAAAGACUCUAGAUGGAUCCCGUAUAUUGUUUAGAUGUAAGAGGUACGGUAAAUAUAUCGAUAAGGCGAAACUCGUAGAGGAAGACAUUGUGGGUAAAAACGGUGUUAUACAUGGUAUUGAUACAGUUCUUGUUCCUGAUUCAGUGAAGAAUGUCGCUGAAUUAGCUAAAGAUCUGGAGUUAAACACGUUAAUGGAGAUGACGGAAAGAGCUGGUUUAACAUCUACACUGACUGGUGAUGAGGAAUUUACGAUGUUCGCUCCCUCUGAUAAAGCUCUUAGAAAGUUGCCGAGUGGUUAUAGAGCAGCUUUAUCAAGUCAACCUUUACAAAUGGCUAAGCUUUUAGAAUAUCAUAAAAUAAAGGGUAAAAUAAAGACGGAUCAGUUGAUAGGAAAUAAAACACUAGAUACAGGAACUAAUAAAGCACCAGCGACAAUAUCAGCUAAAUUAUCAGUUAAUGUGUUUAGAAAUGGACGUGUUGUGGUAGGUGGUGCUACCUUAGAGAAAUCUGACAAUGAGUGUAAAAAUGGCGUCAUUCAUACUAUAGAUAAAGUACUUGUACCACCGGAAGCGAGUAUUAUGGAUUUAAUUAUAGGUGACAGACAGCUGAGUACGUUACGUAUGGCUAUAGAGAAAGCGGGAUUAAGUGAAUUAUUAACUCAACCGUAUGGACAGUAUACAAUGAUAGCACCUACCGACAGAGCUUUCAAGACAUUGGGUAGAUGGGAGAAAAACGCCUUUUUAAACUUGUCGCCAGAACGCCUUAAAAAGUUUAUAGAACGUCAUAUUAUCAACAGAAUGGUGAUGAAAUGUGCCUUUGAUCCGCGAUCUGUUUAUGGUAUAUCAUCCAGACAGGGAGACAGCAUCGAGUUUACACAGGAAAGGUCCGGUUCUAUUUAUAUUAAUAAAAAAUAUAGAGUAGAGCGGCCUGAUGAACAGAUGGCAACCAAUGGUGUUCUUUAUAAGAUUAACAGUAUAUUAAAGUGUUCCUGUCAGCCUCGAAUCCGGGGUAGAAGAUAAAGCAACACUCUUGCUAUGGACAAUAUUCUAAAAAGAAAUUUAUGGAGAUUUAACCUUCUAAACUCUGGCAGAAUAUAUAAAAGCCUUAUGUCAGAGCAAUACAUAAAGAUAUACUUUCGUUCUAACUUUAAAAGAGUUAAGAAAUUAUUUUUACAAAAAAGCGGUUUUGUCCAAUUUGAAUUGUAUACAAACAUUUGAUAGUGUAACUGAUUCAUUAUGUAUUUGGAGUAAAUGCAAUGUUCUGAAAGAAUACAAACAUUAUUUUAAUGGAAUAUAAAAUUUGCUCUGAUGGAAUUAAAUCGGUGUUUGGUUGAAUAUAAACGUGCUCCUGAUGGAAUAAAAAAAAUCGCUGCACUGAUUAAAUAUAUACGUUGUUCUGAUGGAGUAUAAACGUUUGCAAUGGUGGAAUAUAAACGUUCUGAAAUAACAGCGUUGUUCUGAUAAAAAUACUGUUCCGAUGGAACAAAAAACGUUGUUCUGAUGGACUAAAUAUUGUUCCGGUGUGAAUAUGAACAUUGACCGGAGAGCAAGAAUUCUGAUGAAGUAAAAAAUAUUUCGGAUGGAAUCAAAACAAAUGUUUAUUUAGGAAUAAACAUUCUUUUGGUGGAAUUUAGAUACUUCUUGAAUGAAGUAAAAACAAUUGUGUUGGUGGAAUUAACAGUUGUUCAAACUGAAUAUAACACCUCCCUGAUAAAAUAAAACACUCUGGCUGCGUUGAAUUCAGAAGAACAAGAAAAUAUUUUAUUGAAUUAAUACAGUUGAUUUUCUAGUAUAUUUGAAGGAUUGUUCUGUUGUGUUAGGCAUUAGGUUGGUUAUAUAGUAAAUAUAUUGGAAUAUAAACUUUGGUCGCUUGAUAUAAUAACAGGUUGUUCCAUAUGAAUGCACACAUUUUUUAGUUUUGGACCAGCGCCACUCAUCUUGGUGUUAUUCUUCUUCUGGGCGACACUCUCCAAAAAAAGAAAUUGUUCUUUUGACAAUUGCGCAUCCAUUUUAAGGUAGUGGCGUUGACGUCAUCCCUGUUUCAUGGUCCAUAUAGUACUGUAAUUAUUAUAAUGGUACUAGGUCAGUGCAGUGAUAUAGUAAUGUAGAAAAUCACGUUCUAGUAAAUAAAGAUAUUUUUAUCUAAGAUGCGUGUAGCAUUCGUAAUAAAUUACCGAUUUUAAAUCA